Molecule: messenger RNA, 666 nt
Organism: Cannabis sativa
Lineage: Eukaryota; Viridiplantae; Streptophyta; Magnoliopsida; Rosales; Cannabaceae
Exons: 3
Coding region: 1-666 (221 amino acids)
Source: RefSeq, a predicted model, not a curated record
AUGGCUCGCUAUGAGUUGUUGUAUGGUAAGAAGUGUCGAUCACCUAUUCACUGGGACGAAACUGGAGAAAGAAAGUUUUUGGGUCCUCAGUUAGUUAAAAAGACCAGUGAUGCCAUCAAAAAGAUCAAGGCACGGAUGCUUACUUCCCAAAGUAGGCAAAAGAGUUAUGCUGAUCCUAAGCGCCGAGACAUAGAGUUUCAAGUAGGAGAACAUGUUUUCCUACGGAUUUCACCAAUGAAAAGUGUUAAAUGCUUUGGAAAGAGGGGCAAGUUAAGUCCUAGAUUCAUAGCGCCAUUUGAAAUACUCGAAAAGGUUGGACAAGUAGCGUAUCGAUUAGCUUUACCUCCAGCAUUAUCAGCAGUGCAUAAUGUUUUUCACGUAUCAAUGCUGAGAAAGUAUGUAUCUAAUCCAACUCAUGUCUUGAGUUAUGAUACACUAGAGUUGGCACCAGAUCUAUCCUAUGAGGAACAACCAGUUCAAAUCCUGGAUAGGAAGGACAAAGUUCUACGGAACAAGACUAUCUUCUUAAUCAAGGUACUAUGGAAGAAUAACAAGGUGGAAGAGGCCACCUGGGAGUUAGAGUCUGAAAUGAGGACUCAAUAUCCAGAGUUAUUCAGGUUCCUGGAAAAAUUUGGUAAAGGAAAAGCUGUUGUUGAACGGCAGUGA